CACGCGGCUCUUCAAAAAAAUUUUCCUGGUGUUCAUCUUUUUCUUCUUUCCCUUUCAUUCCUGCCAAAUCCAACAUUUUCAGGUGUACUAAAGGGCAAAUCUCUUUGAGUUGAGCAAGUAUAAAGAGCUUCCAAGCUUAUAUAUGAAGUCUGGCUUUGGUUAAGUGUGCAAUGGAAGAGCUAGUCUUUGUCAUUUUAUUUCUCUUGUUGGGUCUAUGUUUGUCUCUACUUGUAGUCCCACGUCUGUUUGCAAAACGAGAACCCAAAAACUUGCCUCCAGGGACAAUGGGAUGGCCCGUCUUUGGAGAGACUCUUAGCUUCCUCAAGCCUCAUAGAUCAAGUUCCAUGGGUAGAUUCCUACAGAAACGUUGCUCCAGGUAUGGAAAAGUUUUCAAGUCACAUCUAUAUGGUUCCCCGGCCAUCGUUUCCUGUGACCCGGUGCUCAACUUGUUUGUACUUCAGAAUGAGGAGAAGCUAUUUCGAGCCAGCUACCCCAAGCCCGUGCUUGACGUUGUUGGAAAAUUGUCUUUACACGCGGUGUCCGGAGAACUUCACAAGAAGCUAAGAAAUAUUGCCGUCAGCUUCAUCACUGCCUCCAAUUCAAAUCCACUCUUCCUUCUCUUUGCAGAGAAACUGUCACUCUCAAUAAUGGACUCAUGGAAAGAACAAAAACAAAUUUCCUUCUGCGAAGAAACUAAAAAGUUUACGCUCUAUCUUAUGGUGAAGCAACUGUUGAGUAUUGAGCCAGAAGAACCACUAGCCUUCAAAAUACUUGAAGAUUUUGAAACUUACAUGAAAGGUUUUCAGACUUUGCCAAUAAAUAUCCCUGGGACAGCUUAUGCAAAAGCUUUGAAGGCUAGCGAGAGACUAUCUUUGACUGUGAAAGAGAUUAUAAGAGAAAGAGAACAAGAUAUUUCGCGGCAUAGGGAAGAAGACUUCUUAGAUGUGAUUCUGGCGAAACGGGGCCUGAGCUAUGAAGAGACAGUAAGCAUAGUUUUAGACAUCUUGCGUGCAGGCCAUAGGACGACUGCUACACUUAUAGCUUUAAUUGUUUACUUUCUUGCCAAUGCGCCCAAUGUUUUUCAACGAUUAAAGGAAGAACACCAUGCGAUCAGGAAAAACAAAGAAGAUGGGGAAUCCUUGAAAUGGGAAGAUUUCCAGAAAAUGGAGUUUACCAACAAUGUAAUACAUGAAGCUACGAGAUGCGGAAAUGUUGCCAAAUUUGUCCCUCGCAAAGCCCUUCAAGAUGUCGUAUUCAAAGACUAUUUCAUUCCCUCGGGAUGGUAUGUUUUUCCACUCUUUACUGCGGUACACCUUGACCCCACUCUUCAUGAAAAUCCUUCGGAAUUCAAUCCUUGGAGAUGGACUGAUUAUAAAGCAAUGAGCAAAACGGUGAUGCCAUUUGGUGGAGGACCACGAUUCUGCCCAGGAGCAGAACUGGCUAAAGUCGAAAUCUCAUUCUUCCUUCAUCAUCUUGUCCUGAAUUAUAGGUGGAAAAUAAAAGCUGAUGAUUUCCCAGUUGCCUAUCCUUAUGUUGAAUUCUCGAGAGGCUUGGUUUUGGAUAUUGAACCAACAGAAGGGACAUAUAGUGGGAAAUAGAAACUGAUUAAUGUAGAUCUAAUUAGCAUAUCCAUCAGCUUAAAAGUGAAUAAUAUGGCAUUAUUUCAUCCUCAAAAGUGUAAUGAAAAGAAGCCAUUUGAGAAAUUGGCCCUAUUUUAUUUUACUUAUAUUAUUAAUUAAUGUAAUUGAUGACAUAAACUUUUUUUUCUAGAUGUA
Molecule: messenger RNA, 1775 nt
Organism: Pistacia vera
Lineage: Eukaryota; Viridiplantae; Streptophyta; Magnoliopsida; Sapindales; Anacardiaceae
Product: cytochrome P450 724B1-like
Exons: 9
Coding region: 171-1598 (475 amino acids)
Biological process (GO): sterol metabolic process
Molecular function (GO): heme binding; oxidoreductase activity, acting on paired donors, with incorporation or reduction of molecular oxygen; iron ion binding
Source: RefSeq, a predicted model, not a curated record